Messenger RNA from Bemisia tabaci, 573 nucleotides. Its product is annotated as E3 SUMO-protein ligase ZBED1-like. NCBI's taxonomy places the organism in Eukaryota, Metazoa, Arthropoda, Insecta, Hemiptera, Aleyrodidae. The record is from RefSeq and is a predicted model, not a curated record. Gene Ontology annotation, molecular function: protein dimerization activity.
AUGCUCAUAAGGUUUGGAGAUAUCGAAGAUGGUAGAAUCUUGUCCAUGGGCACAUUCCUUGACCCUCGAUUCAAAAAACUGCACUUUGAAAAAGCGACUGCGGUCUCCAAUCUUCUCAAAAAUAAGGCACAUGAAAUGACAAACGCAUCCAAGGAAAGAGAGAAGUCAGAGCGUAAUGACGAUAAUUUGCAGGAACAGUUGCAGCAGGAGAAACAAACUGGAAGUAGCUUGUGGGGCUACCAUGACACAAAGAGAAAGACUGAAUGUUCUAAUUCAUCAUUAGUGGAGCUUGGCGGUUUCCCAUUGCAGCUUCGACAGUAUAUUGCAGAAGACACUGCGGAUCGAAAGGCAAAUCCAUUCAAGGAAUGGGAACAAAAAUUGAAGAUGAAAUAUCCGGAUUUAUAUCCUCUUAUGAGGAAAUACGCCACAGUUCAAGGCUCCUCUGCUGCUGCAGAACGCGAAUUUUCAGCAGCAGGACUGAUAGUCAACCCUAAACGAACGCGGAUAAACCCCCGGAAAUUACCAAAAUUACUGUUCAUGUAUUCUGUUGAUGACUCGGUUUGGUAUGCAUGA